CUGUAUAGCCUUGUGUGAUCAAGUGUUGUGUUGCCAUUACAACAACAACAGGUCUAUAAGAAGAAUGAAAUGAAUCGUUUUCAAUGGGGAGAUACCAACCUCUCGCUUGGUGAAGACAGUUUGACCAACCAGACUGGCAUUGCUCUGUAUGAUGGAGAAAGUAAGACAAAUUUUGAGGGAGGAGUGGCAAACAUUACCAGUCAUAGACUUGUAUGGAAAGAACAGUAUGGCAGAACAACCUGCUUGAGCCUUCCACUGUCAUUAGUACAACGACUUGAGGAACAAGCUUCAGGUUUUGCAAAGAGUGCGAAGAUAGUAGUUCAUCUGUCCUCACCAGUCUCAGGACAGCAGGCCGGUCCUGCAUCUAGCAGCAAGUACGACUACAUUCGUCUGUCAUUCAGAGACGGCGGCCAGCAAGAGUUCUUAAGGUACCUUGUCCAGGCAUUGCGGGAAAAGAAAUGGGAAAAGAAAUAUGUGCCCCCAGCCCCCCCUGGCGCCCCACCUGGUGCUGUUGCUGGUCGCCACCGCCCAGGGAUAGUGGGUAUUGAGAGAUCCAUUCAGCAGAAGCAGCAACAGACCGAUACCUCCAUCGAUCAGUCCUUCCAAGACCUCAAGAAGCUAAUGGAGAAAGCUCAGGAAAUGGUGUCUUUGUCCAAGUCCAUAGUGACAAAGAUCAGGGACAAGCAAGGGGAGAUAACCGAGGAUGAGGUAAGAGACAAGCAAGGGGAGAUAACCGAGGAUGAGGUAAGAGACAAGCAAGGGGAGAUAACCGAGGAUGAGGUAAGAGACAAGCAAGGGGAGAUAACCGAGGAUGAGGUAAGAGACAAGCAAGGGGAGAUAACCGAGGAUGAGACAAUCAAGUUCAAGUCGUACCUGCUGAGCAUGGGUAUCCCCAACCCAGUCACCAAGGAGACCCAUGGAACAGGGGAUAAGUACUACAGGGAGCUGGCCAAGGAACUCGCUUCUGUGCUCGAGAAACCUAUCAAGGACUGCGGUGGUAUGAUGACUAUGACUGAUGUAUACUGCAGAGUAAAUAGAGCCAGGGGGAUGGAGUUGAUAUCCCCGGAGGACCUGUUGAAUGCCUGUGAAACAUUUGAGGAGCUCAGACUUCCAAUCAAGCUUCGUAGGUUUGAGAGUGGGGUGAUGGUUUUGCAGUCUAGUACACACAGUGAAGAAGAGGUUAUUAAAAAAACUACAGAAGUUGUUGAAAGCAAAGGAUCCUUAACAGCUGAAGAACUUGCACAAAACAUUGGUCUUUCUGUGAUACUUGCCAAGGAAAGAUUGCUGCUUACAGAAAGAGUGGGAGGGGUGUGUAGAGACGACAGUGAGGAAGGCUUGAGGUUUUAUCCCAACCUAUUACUCACCAAGACCUGAUUUGGAUCUACUGAACUUUCAAUAUGAACCAUGCUCUGUGAAAGAGGGUUAAUGCAUGUGCUUAAAGUGUAGUCCCAGAUAAGCCUGUGCAGUCUGCACAGGCUAAUCAUGGACAACACUUUCCGCCUAAACUGCAUUAUUGCCAAGAAGUAACUUUCUUUUAACGAAAAAUAUCAUAAAAGCAGACUGCACAGGCUAAUCUGGGACAAAACAUUACGCACAUGUAUAAUACCCCCUUUUCACAGAACACAGCUCAUACGUUUUUGUUUUGACAAAGUGAGGACUAACUAUAUAAUGAAGACAAUUCUGUACUAUUUACUUCCACUUGCAUUGACGAAAAUGUCUUAUUGAAAACGUCAUUCACAUAUACAAAGAAAAACAAGGGCUCAAAUGAAUGAAAGUCCCGAAUCUGAAGCUAAAAAUAUUGGCCUAUUAGAAUGUCUGCCAAGGUUUAACUUUGGUUUUUAUUUGUUUACUAUUUCAAAAUGAGCUUAAAACUCUUCAUAGUGAGGACGGAGCGCUUUAGCAACUGGUUCAAUUACUCUCUUCUUUAAUUUUGUUUGUAUAGCUAUUGUUGUUUGUUAUCUCUCUGUUUAAUAUUUCAUCUAAUUGAUGUAUUAUUUUUUUCAUUUUAACUGUGACUAAAUUUGUAUGAUAUUUUGCAUUCUCUGUUGAAAUCUUUAUAAUAAAAUUGAAAGGAU
Messenger RNA from Dreissena polymorpha, 2075 nucleotides. RefSeq names its product vacuolar protein-sorting-associated protein 36-like. NCBI's taxonomy places the organism in Eukaryota, Metazoa, Mollusca, Bivalvia, Myida, Dreissenidae. Bases 70 to 1374 code for a protein of 434 amino acids. The record is from RefSeq and is a predicted model, not a curated record. Gene Ontology annotation, biological process: protein transport to vacuole involved in ubiquitin-dependent protein catabolic process via the multivesicular body sorting pathway. The transcript is spliced from 14 exons. Gene Ontology annotation, cellular component: ESCRT II complex; late endosome membrane. Gene Ontology annotation, molecular function: ubiquitin binding; phosphatidylinositol-3-phosphate binding.